Messenger RNA from Ilex paraguariensis (yerba mate), 1617 nucleotides. Lineage: Eukaryota; Viridiplantae; Streptophyta; Magnoliopsida; Aquifoliales; Aquifoliaceae. The record is from the annotation of a GenBank genome assembly.
AUGACCCAGCUGAGGGGCUAUAAUGUCAUUUACCCUCCUCCUAUUACUGGAGGGAAGUUGAUCAGUAGACUCUUCGAUGUCUUCAGUCACUUGUUUUACAAACCAGAGCUUCAGUUGGGCAAAUCACAAUUAGGGCAAAACACGAUCACCAUUACGGCAAUGCAGAAGACCAUUAGGGCAAAGCACCAAGAUGAUACAUCUUAUUAUACAACAGUCACAAUGGAGAAUCAUCAGGUUAAUGGUGAUGUCUCAAUUGAUAAAGGGAAAAGGGUAGUAUCAGAGUCUGAUGCAUCAGACAGUGAAUACGAACCUGAUUGUGAAUCUAGUGAAUUGGUGACCGAAAGAGGGUGUACCGGAGUACAAUCUCAGGAGGACAUUGGCCAAGCUAGUGUCACCGAAAAGCAGCAUAGGCAAACCCCUAUAGGCGUUGUUGAAGGCAGGGUGCCAUGGGCACCACUGGUUAGAGGUCGAACGGAAUACAAGGGAGGCACUGAAGGCGAGGCUACGGGCAUCAUGGGCGUCGUUGAGCAUGGUGGAGGCAUUGAUGGCAUCGGCGGGCAAGCCCCCAUAGGCACUUUUGAGGCGUUACGAGUGCCCUCUAUCAAGGCACCAUGGGCAACCUCAAGCGAGGUGCCAUGGGCAACCUCAAGCGAGGCACCACAGGUGUCGUGUGGCGAGCUAGUGGGGUCCCAGUCUGGUAGGGCUGAUUGUGGAUCUAAUCCAAUGCUCCUUAGUGUUAGGCAAGAAUUGACGGUCGUGAGGGAGGCGUCAAUAGGUAAUGGGCAUAACCAGUCAACUAUGGUGGAGGAGGGCGCUAGGCAUGGAUCUUCAAGAGUGCCAGAGGAGAGCUCGCUGGGAACUUUUAGUGGUGCUAAUUUUGUGGUGACCGAAAGAGGGUGUACCGGAGUACAAUCUCAGGAGGACAUUGGCCAAGCUAGUGUCACCGAAAAGCUGCAUAGGCAAACCCCUAUAGGCGUUGUUGAAGGCAGGGUGCCAUGGGCACCACUGGUUAGAGGUCGAACUGAAUACAAGGGAGGCACUGAAGGCGAGGCUACGGGCAUCAUGGGCGUCGUUGAGCAUGGUGGAGGCACUGAUAGCAUCGGCGGGCAAGCCCCCAUAGGCACUUUUGAGGCCGGGGCGCCUGGCAUUCUUGAGCUAGGCUCUACGAGCGCCCUCUAUCAAGGCACCAUGGGCAACCUCAAGCGAGUGGGGUCCCAGUCUGGUAGGGCUGAUUGUGGAUCUAAUCCGAUGCUCCUUAGUGUUAGGCAAGAAUUGACGGUCGUGAGGGAGGCGUCGAUAGGUACUGGGCAUAACCAGUCAACUAUGGUGGAGGAGGGCGCUAGGCAUGGAUCUUCGAGAGUGCCAGAGGAGAGCUCGCUGGGAACUUUUAGUGGUGCUAAUUUUGGUAAAACGGCGGAUGAUCUGGCUCAUUCAAUGGUGACCGAAAGAGGGUGUACCGGAGUACAAUCUCAGGAGGACAUUGGCCAAGCUAGUGUCACCGAAAAGCAGCAUAGGCAAACCCCUAUAGGCGUUGUUGAAGGCAGGGUGCCAUGGGCACCACUGGUUAGAGGUCGAACGGAAUACAAGGGAGGCACUGAAGGCGAGGUGCUGCUCUAA